GCAUGCUCACAACCGGAAUCCCUCGUCACGUCAUUACGUCAACUAAACCGAAGCGCUAGCUAAAAACCACCCCGUACGGUACGAAGACAGCACAUAGAGCCCAGAGAAGCAGGGACACCUUGGAACAGGUUGGAAUUUUGGAAAAGGAACGCCCAAGAACAUAGUGAGCUCGCCAGACGGUUACAAAUUUCACAGCUGUCUCGAUUGGAGAGGCAACGCAAUUUCUGAAAAUCCUCCGACUUGUGAAACCACACGGCAUUCCGGACAACCCCCCUCCCCAGAAAAGAAAACAGCUAACGUCCACCGAAAGGCAGAUCCCGUAAUCCCACCUUCAGUUGAAAUAGCCAUGGGGUCCAGAGCGUCGACGUUAUUGAGAGAAGAAGAGAUCGAAGAAAUCAAAAAGGAAACCGGCUUUUCACACAGCCAGAUCACCCGACUCUACAGCCGAUUCACCAGCCUGGAUAAGGGGGAGAACGGCACGCUCAGUCGAGAGGACUUCCAGAGGAUCCCGGAACUGGCCAUUAAUCCGCUGGGUGACAGGAUCAUCAACGCCUUCUUUCCCGAGGGGGAAGACCAGGUGAACUUCCGGGGCUUCAUGCGGACGCUGGCACACUUCCGGCCGGUAGAGGACAACGAGAAGAACAAGGACCCGGCGGCCGGGGAGCCCCUCAACAGCAGAACCAACAAACUGCUCUUUGCCUUCCGGCUCUACGACCUGGACAGGGACGAUAAGAUCUCUCGGGACGAGCUACUGCAGGUCCUCCGAAUGAUGGUCGGAGUGAACAUCUCGGACGACCAGUUGGGCAGCAUCGCUGACCGGACCAUCCAGGAGGCCGACCAGAACGGAGACAACUCCAUCUCUUUCAACGAAUUCAUCAAGGUGCUGGAGAAGGUGGACGUGGAGCAGAAGAUGAGCAUUCGCUUCUUACACUAGAGACGCACUGCCUGAUGGGAUACUUCGAGUGGAGCGGGCCCCAUCUCCUGCUGGAACAAGACCGCCCCUGCCCCCCCUCCCCUCCCCCCCUCGUUCCACUCACAGUGGGGGGGGGGGAAGACAAGCUUUUACCACACAUGCUUUCUGACCAAGAAAAUGGUAGAUAAUGUUGGGUCUCUUUUUGUUAGUGUUUUUAAUAACGGACUUUCUGCCUUGCACUGUUGUGCAAAACAAAGGGAAUCAUUAGCGUGCCUUUGGAGUGUUCCGUACCGCCAUCGCCGUUGGCGAUUUCCAGAAAAGGAGACUUGCAGAUAUUCCAGAAGGUUCUAUUCCAGUUGAAUGCAGUUUUGCAUGUCGGUGAAUAUGGUUACUUCUCGACGGAGGGCUAAGACGCUGACUUUCAUCUGCAGUCUUAGGCUUGUGGGAUGUAGGUGUGUAAGGCGAGACGAUGGAAGAGUAUAUUCACCUGUCUCACUUUGUGAGUGUCCAUUCUCUCGACAAGCUGUUUUAUGUGAUUCUCUAAAUUCUAAAAUGUACAUCGGUCACAGAAGAUGAUGACUUAAAAAAAGGAAAAAAGUAAGUUUAAUUCCCAUACAUGGUACGUGUUUUUGAUUGAGUUGGCUAACCUGCUAAUUGAAUAGCCAUAUGAAACAACUGACCCUUAAAACUGCAGCUAGAAAGCUAUACAUUUUGCAGCGGGCUACAGUUAGAACUACGAAAACAAACCACAUUCCUGUUUGAAUAUGCAUGCAAAUUACUCAGGAACCCCUGCACAUUUUCCGAUUUGCACAAGAGCUCAUCAAACUCUUUGUAAAUGAUGUACACUUUGGGUUUGGGGGAAUCAUGGUAUGCUUUCGGCAAGGAGAGGGGAAACCUCUCCCUCAAUCCCACAGUGUCACGAAUCACAAUGGUAAAACAAACAAAGCUUUUAGAAACUUUGAUUCGACUUCCCUGGCUUUGCACUGCCACCUGUGAAGCUAAUGUUUUCAAGCUAAACAAAACCAAAACCUUAUGAGUUGGGAGGAUCACGGUUGCUGUUCGGAUCAGUAGUCAUUAGUAUUAUUAAAUUAUUAUUACACAACUAAAAUGGGGGUGUUGGGCUUUCUGAAUAGAAGUUAGCCAUACCUUUGUGGCUCUAGCAAAAAAAGCAUUAAACAAAGAAACCGUUCUGGCGCUGUCACCAUGGUGACACCUCACUGACUACUUUGUGGGCUGUUGGCUUCCGGCUUCUGAUCGUAGAUUUCCUACUACCACAGGGGAUUUAUUGACCGUUUCCGUGCAUUGUGCCGAUAAUCCUCGUGCUUUUAUCACUGAUCAGACUGUUGCAUCUUGGGUUCUGUAGUCCCUGAGCUUCUUUUUUUUUUUUUUUUGGAGCUCCUCUUUUUCCAUCAUUAAUGCAUCGUACGUAAAUUAUUUGAGUGGCGCCGGUACCCGGAGCUGUAAUUAUUUUGAUAUCGCUCCACUCUGUCGCGUUCCAGAUAAGCUCGCGAGCUUCGCCCCAACUCUGCUAGCCGAUUGGGGACGUAACCCUCCCCUCCCCGGUGUUCACCCCGGUGCCCACCCCGGUGCCAUGUUGCUUCACUGCGGCCCAUUAGUACCAGGACACUAAUCAGCACCCGGAUGAUUAACUGGCAGGUUAACACAGAAUGCCAACAUCACGUUUUUUUAAAUUUUACUCUGAGGAACGGCAAGUGUGGGAGCGCGGUCUACGACGUUCACUGCUGCUGGCCAUGAGCUGUCCGCAGCCUUCUGUGGGCCUGUGGCCAUUUGCUGGACAGUCAUCAUGUUCUGGCCAACAAGGUGUAGGCCAGACUAGCAUGCAAAACCGAUUUAAUUGUAGUCAAUCAUGGUACAGUGCAUUGUAAUUAAGAGUGAACGCUAUGUCAAUGUUGAGAAUAUAUUAUAUACGUUUGUUUUUUAUGAUUAUAUCAUCAGUUUAUUUAGUUGUAUGCACUUUUAACAUGGGUAUACUGGGGGUUUAGGUUAUUUGUGUAUAUAUAGCUGUGAGUGAACCGUAUGACACGUAUGAGUUCCAGGGGUUAAAAAAAUGUGAUCGCCUCCAUUGUCGAUGACCGAUGUUUUCAGAACGACCAGCUGCACUGCACUAAAACUGUUGAGUAUAGUACUUCUUUUUAUCAAUCAAAAUGUGAUCAUUACAGAGGAAGUGGAUACUAAUCUUUAUUCUGUGAAAUGUUAUGAAAAACCUUGCUCGUGCAUAUAGAUGUAAUUCAACAAAAAUAAAGUGCCAUGCUUGAUAAACUG
This is a messenger RNA of Conger conger (European conger), 3196 nucleotides long. It is a transcript of the gene chp1, whose product is annotated as calcineurin-like EF-hand protein 1. The transcript is spliced from 7 exons. NCBI's taxonomy places the organism in Eukaryota, Metazoa, Chordata, Actinopteri, Anguilliformes, Congridae. The record is from RefSeq and is a predicted model, not a curated record. The coding region runs from base 347 to 934 and encodes 195 amino acids. Gene Ontology annotation, molecular function: calcium ion binding.